AUGUCACAAUCAAAUAAUCAAGAAAAAACAUUAGAUAAUUCAAAUGAUCCAAAUGAAAUUAUUGUAGAUAUUAAUGGUAAAAAAGUUCCAUUAUCAAGAAUAAAUAAACCUCAUAAUGUUGUAAUACCAGGUAAAGAUCAAUUACCACAUGUUGAAGCAAAACAACAAGAAAAAGAAGAUUUAAAAGAAUUUAAACAAGCUAAUUUAGGAGGUGAAGAUACUCGUCAGAAAAUUAAUCCUGCUGAUUUCCCACCUGUUGAACCUGAAGCAAAAGAAAGAGAAGCUAAAUUAGAAGCUGAAAGAGCUAAAAAUCAUUGA
Lodderomyces jiufengensis is the source of this 318-nucleotide messenger RNA. RefSeq names its product Asr3p (gene ASR3). Lineage: Eukaryota; Fungi; Ascomycota; Pichiomycetes; Serinales; Debaryomycetaceae. The transcript has a single exon. The coding region runs from base 1 to 318 and encodes 105 amino acids. The record is from RefSeq and is a predicted model, not a curated record.